AGCCCCGACCGGCGGCAUGAGGCGCGCCCCGACCCCCGGCCUCUCCGUGCUGCUCAUCGGGGUGUCGCUGGCCUGCUACUCGCCCGGCCUCCGCUCGGUGCAGGACCAGGCGUACCGGGCCCCCGUGGUGGUGGAGGGCCGGGUGCAGGGCCUGGCCCCGCCGGCCGGGCCCAACGCCACCCGGGACCCCGCGCCCGCCAACGGCCGGCUGGCCCUGGUCAAGGUGCUGGACAAGUGGGCGCUCCGGAGCGGCGGCCUGCAGCGGGAGCAGCUCAUCAGCGUCGGCUCCUGCGCCCCGGUGCAGAGGAACCAGCGCUACAUCUUCUUCCUGGAGCCCACCGAACGGCCCCUCGUCUUCAAGACGGCCUUCGCCCCGCUCGACACCAACGCCAAGAACCUCAAGAAGGAGGUGGGCCGCAUCCUCUGCGCCGACUGCGCGGUCCGGCCCAAGCUGAAGAAGAUGAAGAGCCAGAACGUGCAGGUGGGAGACAAGCAGUCGCUCAAGUGCGAGGCCUCCGCCGGCAACCCCCAGCCCUCCUACCGCUGGUUCAAGGACGGGAAGGAGCUCAACAAGACCAGGGACAUCCGGAUCAAAUACGGAAAUGGCAAAAAAAAUUCAAGACUGCAGUUCAAUAAAGUGAAGGUGGAAGAUGCAGGGGAAUACGUCUGUGAGGCGGAGAACAUUCUAGGGAAAGACACUGCAAAAGGGAGACUUAAUGUGAACAGUGUGACCACGACACUCUCCUCCUGGUCUGGGCACGCCAGGAAGUGCAACGAGACGGCCAGGUCCUUCUGCGUGAACGGCGGGGUGUGUUACUACAUCGAGGGCAUCAAUCAGCUUUCCUGCAAAUGCCCGGUUGGAUACACAGGGGACAGGUGCCAACAGUUCGCAAUGGUCAACUUCUCCAAGCACCUCGGAUUUGAGUUGAAGGAGGCCGAGGAGCUGUAUCAGAAGAGGGUCCUCACCAUCACGGGCAUCUGCGUGGCCCUGCUUGUGGUGGGCAUCGUGUGUGUGGUGGCCUACUGUAAGACCAAGAAGCAGCGGAAGCAGAUGCACAACCACCUGCGCCAAAACAUGUGUCCGGCCCACCAGAACCGGAACCUAGCCAACGGACCCAGUCACCCGCGGCUGGACCCUGAGGAGAUCCCCAUGGCAGACUACAUUUCCAAAAACGUCCCGGCCACCGACCACGUCAUCCGGAGGGAGACCGAGACCACGUUUUCCGGGAGUCACUCCUGCUCACCGUCGCACCACUGCUCCACCGCCACGCCCACCUCCAGCCACAGACACGAGAGCCACACGUGGAGCCUGGAUCAGACGGAGAGCGUGACUUCGGACUCCCAAUCGGGCAUCCUCAUGUCCUCCGUGGGGACCAGCAAGUGCAACAGCCCGGCCUGCGUGGAGGCCCGGGCCCGCAGGGAGGCCGCCGCCUCCACCUACUGCAGCGGGGAGGCCAGGAGACCCGCCAUGCAAUACCACGAUUCUGUGGACUCCCUGCGCGACUCCCCGCACAGCGAGAGGUACGUGUCGGCCCUGACGACGCCCGCCCGCCUGUCGCCCGUGGACUUGCACUACUCGCUGGCCCCGCAGGUGCCCACAUUCGAGAUCACGUCCCCCAACUCCGCCCACGCCUUCUCCCUGCCCCCGGCCGCCCCGGGCAGCUUCCGCCUGUCCGAGCACCAGCCCCUGCUGCGCCGCUCGCCGGCCCGGUCCUCGCGGCCCGCGGCCCCCGUCCCCCCGCAGGGCCCAGACAUGCAGCGCUUCGACGGGCACCGGGCGCGGCGGGACGGGCUGGGCAGCCUGGGCAGCCUGGGCACCCUGCCCGCCAGCCCGCACCGCCCGCCCGAGGACGACGAGGAGUACGAGACCACGCAGGAGUACGCGCCGCCCUGCGGGGAGCCGGGCCCGCGCAGGGGGCCGGGGCCCGGGGGUCCCCACCGGCGCUGGCGCCGCUCCCGAGGGGACGGGCACGAGGCGUCGAGGGCACGAGAGCGGGAAAAGGAGCGGGAAAAAAAGGAGCGGGAAAAGAGGGAGAGGGCCCCGCUCUCCACCUCCUCCUCCUGCUCGCUCAGCAGCGCCUCCUACAGCGAGUCGGACGAAGAGCUGGUGGCCGAGUACACGCCCUUCCUCGGCGGCGCCAGAGGGGGCGCCCGAGGCGGCGGCCGCGCCGCGGACUCGCCCGCCAGGGGGCGGCCGGCGCGCGCCCGGACUCCCUGCGGCCCCGGCGGACACAACGCUCGCGAGAGCGGACACGGCCGGGCCCCGCGCGCGCGCUCCAAACGAGACUCGGCCCCCCUCUAG
Tachyglossus aculeatus (Australian echidna) is the source of this 2302-nucleotide messenger RNA. RefSeq names its product neuregulin 2 (gene NRG2). The record is from RefSeq and is a predicted model, not a curated record. NCBI's taxonomy places the organism in Eukaryota, Metazoa, Chordata, Mammalia, Monotremata, Tachyglossidae. Gene Ontology annotation, molecular function: signaling receptor binding. Gene Ontology annotation, biological process: nervous system development; intracellular signal transduction; animal organ development. The transcript is spliced from 11 exons. Bases 17 to 2302 code for a protein of 761 amino acids.